Mesocricetus auratus (golden hamster) is the source of this 718-nucleotide messenger RNA. Its product is annotated as coatomer subunit zeta-1-like. The record is from RefSeq and is a predicted model, not a curated record. The transcript has a single exon. Gene Ontology annotation, cellular component: COPI vesicle coat. Gene Ontology annotation, biological process: retrograde vesicle-mediated transport, Golgi to endoplasmic reticulum; intracellular protein transport; intra-Golgi vesicle-mediated transport. Lineage: Eukaryota; Metazoa; Chordata; Mammalia; Rodentia; Cricetidae. The coding region runs from base 36 to 692 and encodes 218 amino acids.
GUUGGAAGUAUAAUAUAAUUUGCAUCUUGGUCAAGAUGGAGGCACUGAUCUUGGAGCCCUCCCUGUACACUGUCAAGGCCAUCCUGAUUCUGGACAAUGAUGGAGACCGACUCUUUGCUAAGUACUAUGAUGACACCUACCCUAGUGUCAAGGAGCAAAAGGCCUUUGAGAAGAACAUUUUCAACAAGACCCAUCGGACAGAUAGUGAAAUUGCCCUGUUGGAAGGGCUGACAGUGGUCUAUAAAAGUAGCAUCGAUCUCUAUUUCUAUGUGAUUGGCAGCUCCUAUGAAAAUGAGUUGAUGCUUAUGGCUGUUCUGAAUUGCCUCUUUGACUCCUUGAGCCAGAUGCUGAGGAAAAAUGUAGAAAAACGAGCUCUGUUGGAGAAUAUGGAGGGACUCUUCUUGGCUGUGGAUGAAAUUGUGGAUGGAGGGGUGAUCCUAGAGAGUGACCCCCAGCAAGUGGUGCACCGGGUGGCUUUGAGGGGUGAAGACGUCCCCCUUACUGAGCAGACCGUGUCUCAGGUGCUACAGUCCGCAAAAGAACAGAUCAAGUGGUCCCAAGAUGUUCUGUGCUCGGUUCCUUGCCCCUCAAAACCCCACAUCUGCUGUGACUUCUUAUCCAGGCCCCCAGCAGAUGCUCUUAGGGUCAUCUUGGAGAAUCACAGUGGUCCCUUGUCUCUCUCGCCUUUCUAGGGUCUCCCUCCCCUUCCUUUCCUCUC